AUGGCGCCCCCCGAGAACGAGCGGAGUAAACCCAGACGGCAGCCCUCAUCCAGACCUCCGCCCGCCUCAGAGGCCGUGGUGACGGAUGGCUUCGUUCUUCCUACCCUCGAAGUGCCUCCCGAUGCGCCUCCAGCAUAUGGAAGUCAUCAUGACCAGCUCCAGUUCUCGCGGACAGGAUUUGAGGCUGGGGCGGCUGUAACAGGCGACGGGAGAGUCAACAUUAGUAUCAACACCAAGAACAAGAGACUGGCAGAGCUUCUUGCACCAAGCAUCGCCAGCCAAAUUGCUGCCCAACCGUCACUACCACCGGUGUACAAAUUGCCCAGUCUCGCAGGCGAGCCUGGCAAGGAACCUCCCCCACGGCUCAACGUGGUUAUCCAAAUCGUUGGAUCGCGUGGCGACGUCCAGCCGUUUAUUGCUCUUGGAAAGGUCCUUAAGGAAACGUACGGCCACCGAAUCCGUAUCGCCACGCAUGCGACUUUCCAGACCUUUGUCGAAGAGAAUGGCCUCGAGUUCUUCAGCAUAGGGGGGGACCCCGCUGAACUCAUGGCUUUCAUGGUAAAGCAUCCAGGUCUCAUGCCCGGUUUGGAUGCCUUGAAGAGCGGCGAGAUCAGCAAGCGCCGGAGAGGUAUUCAGGAGAUGAUGCUUGGGUGCUGGAGAUCUUGUAUCGAGGCAGGAGAUGGACUCGGACCGCCACCCGAACCACAUAGGAGACUUGAGCCUUGGGAUCCAUCAGCAGGCAUGCCUGGAGAUCCGAACCAUCAGCCGUUUGUGGCUGACGCCAUCAUCGCAAAUCCACCUAGCUUUGCUCAUAUUCACGUCGCGGAGAAACUUGGAAUUCCUUUACACAUGAUGUUUACAAUGCCUUGGUCACCUACACGAGCGUUUCCUCAUCCUCUUGCGAAUAUUCAAUCUUCGAAUGCCGACGAUGUCCUCACUAACUACUUGACCUACACGCUUGUGGAAAUGAUGACAUGGCAGGGACUGGGGGAUGUCAUUAACCGAUUCCGCGAAAGCGCAUUGGAUCUCCCCCCCCUCUCACUCAUCUGGGCCCCAGGGCUUCUUAACAGGCUCAAGAUUUCUUAUACUUAUUGUUGGUCUCCAGCCUUGAUCCCGAAGCCAAACGAUUGGGGUCCACACAUCGAUGUUGCAGGAUUUUACUUUUUGAAUCUGGCAUCUUCAUAUACUCCAGAGCCUGACCUGGCUGCUUUCUUGGAGGCCGGGCCUCCUCCCGUAUAUAUUGGUUUUGGUUCUAUUGUGGUGGAUGAUCCAAAUGCCAUGACUAGACUGAUACUGGAUGCUAUUCAUCUUGCUGGCGUGCGCGCUCUAGUUUCGAAGGGAUGGGGAGGCCUGGGAGUCGAUGCGGUAGGAUUACCUGACGGUGUCUUUAUGCUUGGAAACGUCCCUCACGACUGGCUCUUUGAAAGAGUCUCUUGUGUUGUCCAUCACGGCGGCGCUGGAACGACUGCAGCUGGUAUCAAAGCCGGCAAACCCACUAUUGUGGUUCCAUUCUUUGGUGACCAGCCAUUUUGGGGAGCCAUGAUUGCGAGAGCCAAGGCCGGACCUGAUCCAAUUCCUCACAAGACCUUGACGGCUGAGAAACUUGCUGAGGCGAUUAAAUUCUGUCUUCGGCAAGAAACCCAAGACCAAGCUCAAGCACUUGGUCGCAAGAUUCGAGAGGAAAAGGGUGCGGAAGCUGGAAGCCGAAGCUUUCAUAACCACCUCGAUAUUGAUUCGCUUCGCUGUUCAAUAGCUCCCAGUCGAGCUGCCGCUUGGCGUCUGAAUCAGAGGAAAACAAAGGUGCGACUUAGUCCUCUGGUGGCGGCUGUCCUCGUCGAACGACGUCUUCUGAAAUACUCAGACCUCAAGCUAUACCGCCCAUACGAGUAUAUUACAGAAGAUCAGCCCCCCGACCCAAUCACCGCGGGCGCAACGUCUCUGGUGACUGAUAUUAGUGACAUAGGUAUGGCUAUAGUGGACAUGCCUUUGGAUAUAUUCAAAAGCCCCAGGAAAGCUAGAGAACGGUGCGAUGCGGCCAGUCAAGCUAGCGGCGAUGAGAGCGAUACAGGAUCAAAACCCAAUUCGAUUCAAGAGCGCUCUGGUAGGAAAACCCCAACGGCCACCAGCCAGGCAGAUUCUACUGGCGACUCAAACGCUGCAGCACCGCUUGCCCAUUCCCCCUCAUUACCGGCUGAAAUGAAUCGGACGCGAUCUCCUACCGUCGAUAGCGCAGGAAGCCGGUCAUCAUCCCGCCGCAGGGCGAUUUCUGCAGCGGCAACCAUGGAGGCCGCAGUGGGAACGAGCAAAAAUGUUGGGCGUAUUGUGACUACCGGAGUCAAAUCCCCCAUGAACUUUUGUCUCGGCCUCGCAAAAGGGUUCAGGAACAUUCCACGACUGUACAAUGAUGAUACUGUUCGAGAUAUUGAAAAGGUUACAGACUUUAACAGUGGCGUACGGGUCGCGAGCAAAGAACUUGGCUUUGGUCUUUACGAUGGAAUCUCGGGGCUAUUAACACAGCCAAUGAGAGGGGCGCAGAAAGAAGGUGCUGCUGGUCUAAUCAAGGGUGUCGGAAAAGGCAUCGGAGGACUUAUCGCGAAGCCCGCGGCAGGUUUCUGGGGUCUCCCAGCUUAUGUGAUGCAAGGCGCCUAUGCUGAGCUUAACAAAUUUUUAUCAAGGAGUGUGCAGAACUACAUCAUCACCUCAAGGGUUGUUCAAGGCGAACGGGAUCUGCAGAAUGCAUCCGAAGGAGAAAAGGCUGAUAUUAUUAGUCGCUGGAAACAGGAUGCUGAUUUGGCGAGCGUAUACCAGAAAAAUGCAAACAGUCAGGAACGAGAGGACUCUCGAGCCAGGUCUGGAGGCGGAUCAAGCUCUUGGCGCUUUUCUCCCCAAGAAGCACGCCGUCAACUGGUUGCUGCUCUGUCAGAAUCGAAGCCGCAGCAGAAGCCAGGCCGGACCGCAAGGCGCUCGUACUCCCCCGUUCCGAGAACCCCGGAUACUGCAUCCGCUAUCGAUACAGAGUACGAGGCAGCUAUAAGGGCUUCAGUCGUGGAGACUUCUCGUGGAGAUGCAGAAGAAGACGCCAUGAUUGAAGCGGCUAUUCGUGAGAGUGUCAAAGCUAUGCGACAGCAAGGCUCUCUGCCCGAUCCCGUUCGCCUGCCUUUGGAUAGCAAGCAUCAUGACAUUUUCGAGGAUGAGGAGUAUAAGAUUACGGAUGAAGAAUAUCAGAACCUCAUUGAGCAGGCCAUUCGCGAAAGUAUGAUUGGACACGUUGGCGAUUUCUCUUUGCCAUCAGCAUCUGGUGCUCAGGAGCUCGACGCUGUGGAUACCGCCAUCCCAGCUCAUGGCGACGAACCGCGCAGCAGCGCCUCGGUGCUAACUCCGACUAGCGAUGAGGAUGCAGAUUUGCAACGUGCCAUUGAAGAGUCUCGCAAGGUGCCUCCUACUCUUCCACCGCGCACUUCGCCAUCUCAAGAACAGGAGGACGGUGAUGAGGAUGAGCACUUCCGCAGAGCUAUUGAAGCUUCUAAAGAUGAGAUGGAGAGGGCACGGCACGAGAGAACGGAGGAAGAAAUUGUGAUGGAAUAUGUCAAAAAGCAAAGCCUCGCUGAGGAAGAGUUUAGGAAGCAGCAGCUGGCUAAAGGGAAGGGCAAAGAAGUAUCCGAAGCGACAAACGAUGGUGACGAUGAUGAUGAAGAGCUGAAAAAAGCCAUUGAGGAGAGCUUGAAGAUGAGCGGCGGAAGUAGUUCAGCACAACCGAGCUCUUAA
Molecule: messenger RNA, 3765 nt
Organism: Trichoderma virens Gv29-8
Lineage: Eukaryota; Fungi; Ascomycota; Sordariomycetes; Hypocreales; Hypocreaceae
Product: glycosyltransferase family 1 protein
Exons: 6
Coding region: 1-3765 (1254 amino acids)
Biological process (GO): carbohydrate metabolic process
Molecular function (GO): hexosyltransferase activity; UDP-glycosyltransferase activity
Source: RefSeq, a predicted model, not a curated record